Molecule: messenger RNA, 426 nt
Organism: Ylistrum balloti
Lineage: Eukaryota; Metazoa; Mollusca; Bivalvia; Pectinida; Pectinidae
Exons: 2
Coding region: 4-345 (113 amino acids)
Source: RefSeq, a predicted model, not a curated record
GACAUGAGCGCUCCACCACCAGAGUUAAAGAAAAAGAGCAGCUCCCUACCCAGAGAUCAGUCCUUACCUAAUAUAAGUAAAGAAAAAGAAAACUCUUUGGAAUGGAAACAUCGAUCAGUUCAUGAUCCCAUGAACGUGUCCACAACCUCAGAAGAGUUAUCUCCCGUUUCAGUGUCCUCUGACAAAAAGGCAGAUUCAACUGAGAAAUUAUCUGUGAAUGGGGACAAAGAUAGAGACAAUAGCAAAGAUGCAGACAAGGAAGAUAGCAAUGGCAACAAGGGGGAGACAACUCCCCCUGAUACAGAAGAAAAUACUGGAAGUGCUGAUGAUGUAAUCAUGGUUUAACAGGAGCAAGAUUCUUUAAAAUUCAUUGACUUUGAAAUUUUAUUUCCACACUUAGCCAGAACUGUUUUCCCCUUGUUACAA